Molecule: messenger RNA, 2795 nt
Organism: Gadus morhua (Atlantic cod)
Lineage: Eukaryota; Metazoa; Chordata; Actinopteri; Gadiformes; Gadidae
Gene: krt97
Product: keratin 97
Exons: 8
Coding region: 962-2215 (417 amino acids)
Cellular component (GO): cytoskeleton
Molecular function (GO): structural molecule activity
Source: RefSeq, a predicted model, not a curated record
CUGUUUUGGUCCCCAAACUCAGAAACCAUCACCCAUCACCCAUAUCUGAGGAUUACAUAAUAGUGGUUCAACACUUUAAACAAUGCUUGUAUUUUCUUGCAUGUUAUCCCUCUUGUAGUCUAUCCUAUGCUUAUCUUUGAGUUGUGACUUUAAAGAUAUCAAUUAAUAAAGCGAUGAGUAUCAUACUCGCCGUGUGGGGAAGACGCUGCGUCCCUCUAGUGGCGAGGUGAGGGAACACACACUGCCCAAUGCAUGGGACUCCAUUCAUGGAGCAUCCUAGUCACACACGAGUGAAUGCAGGUAUAAAAGCAGUUGGACCAACAAGGGGAAGAACAUAUAUAAAUAGAUCUCUUAAAAGAGAGUCGACUACUUUCUAUUAUGUGUUGGGUGGAUUUGAACAUUAAUCAUGGUCAUUAAUGGUCAUGGAAUUAUAUAAUUAUAAUAACGACGUCUCUUUAAAAGUACAGGCUAAAUGUGACUAAAUAUCCAAGCAGUGUAAAAAGCCUGGGGGGAAAUGAUGAUUUUAGUGCAGAAUCCUGGGACAUAAAUAAAUGUGUCACAUGCGUGCAAAGCCAUCGUUAACUUGAACUUCUUCACCUUUGCCGGUCUGGCGGUUUGAAGUAGUAUUAGUAUUAGUAUUAGGCUGGUUCUACCUGUCCGAUUCUCUUCCGGAGACACGGACACGCUCCCUCAUCCAGCCGCCGGGCGUGUCGAGUCAGCCCCCGGUGUGAUCCACCCCGCCCUGCAGACAGGACACACCCUUGAUAGCGAUCGGCAUCUCCCUCCAUACGUCACCUGAUAACGACUUUCUCCAACCUGGCCGCUCCCACCUCCAUGGGUAUAAAAUCCUUCGCGUACAACAGCUCCAUCAACGUGUCUCCCAACACCAACCGCACCUGUCGUCUACCACUUUAACAGUGACAUCACCUGUCGAUCAGCCUACCAACACCUGCCUGUAGUGAUGAAUAUCCGCUCCGGACGCACGGGGACGUCCCUAUACUCCGGGGGGUACCGGAGCUCCCGGGCAGCCAGCGUCUAUGGCGGGGCCGGGAAGGGAAGCGUCAAGGUGUCGUACGCGUCGAACAACAGCAGUGGGUUCGACCUGGCCAACGGGCUCGGGGACAACGGCACGGGACACUCGGUCAACGGCAAGGCCACGAUGCAGAACCUCAACGAGCGCCUGGCCACCUACCUGCAGAAGGUGGUCUCAUUGGAGAGCGCCAACGCGCAGCUGGAGCGGCAGAUCCGCGAGUGGUACGAGAUGAAGACGCCGCAGGUGCGGGACUACAGCAAGUACGAGAUGAUCCUUGAUGACCUCCGUCGAAAGAUCAACGUUGCCAGCAUGGACAAUGCCAGAAUCCUUCUACAGAUCGACAACGCCAGGUUGGCCGCCGACGACUUCAAACUGAAGUACGACAACGAGCUUCUCAUGAGGCAGUCUGUGGAGACGGACAUCCUGGGGCUGAGGAGAGUCCGGGACGAGCUGACCAUGACCUCCAGCGACCUGGAGAUGCAGAUUGAGGGGCUGAAGGAGGAGCUCAUCUACCUGAAGAAGAACCACGAGGAGGAGCUCGCUGCGGUCCGCUGUCAGUUGAGCUCGGGCUCGGUGAAUGUGGAGGUGGACUCCGGCCCCAGACAGGACCUGAGCCUGGUCAUGGACGAGCUCCGGACCCAGUACGAGGGCAUCACGGACAAGAACCGCAAGGACAUGGAGUCCUGGUACAAGGGCAAGUUUGACGAGCUGAACAAAGUGGUGGUGACCAGCGAGGACACCCUCAACUCCUCCCGCAGUCAGAUCACCGAACUCAAGAGGACCCUGCAGUCGCUGCAGAUAGAGCUUCAGUCCCAACUCAGCCUGAAAUCUGCUAUGGAGAACCAGCUGGGGGAGACAGAGGGCCGCUACAGCCAGCAGCUGUGCCAGCUGCAGGCCAUGGUGAACAACCUGGAGUCUGAGCUCGGCCAGGUGAAGACGGACAUCGCGAGGCAGGGACAGGAGUACCAGACGCUGCUGGACAUCAAGACCCGCCUGGAGAUGGAGAUCGCCGAGUACAGGAGGCUCCUGGAUGGAGAAAUGACCACGACAGCCGUUGUCACGACGGUCACAAAACGUACGCCAGUCGUGACCAAAAGAGUCAAGAUGGUGAUCGAGGAGAUUGUGGAUGGUAAGGUGGUAUCUCGCACCGAAGACGUUGAUGAGGAAGUCGUUAGCAAGUGAAAACCCUGGGACCGAACAUAACUACGCAAAUCUGUGUUGAAAUGAACUCACUGAUGACCGAUAAGUUAAGAGCUACAUCCCCAUUACCCCCAUCUUUGCCCUCUCUCACUCAAUGAUAAAGCGUCUCAGAAAUCCCAGUGAGGGCCCCAAAUUAGUUAACUUGGGGCCCUCACUCAGAAUAUAGUUUUGUUUGUUUGUUGGCUUUGGGAAUGGUUUGGCUUUCUGUUGGACACCUCUUAAAGAAUUUGCCUCAACACACAAUGUUUUCACUGUUAAGAUGUUAAAUGUUAAGAUAUUCAUUGUAUACUUGGUGUUGAUGAAAUACAAAUAUAAUACAAAGUAUUCUUGUGAACUGAGUUAAUGAAUGAACAAUUGUUCAUGUUGAAAGACAUCAUCCACAAUCCAUCUAUUUGACCUUCAGUUCAAUUCAAAAUACAUUGCCAUGUUUGUACAGCAGAUGGCGCUGUUAUUCAAAAGUUCGCCGCAGUAUUGUCAGAACUUCGAGGUAUUAAUCUAUGUCUAUUUCUUGCUGCUUGUAAUGAUAGUACACAAAUCACAAAUAAAACACAUCUUCUGAAUA